Messenger RNA from Micromonas commoda, 1791 nucleotides. RefSeq lists its product as hypothetical. Gene Ontology annotation, molecular function: dolichyl pyrophosphate Glc1Man9GlcNAc2 alpha-1,3-glucosyltransferase activity. Gene Ontology annotation, cellular component: endoplasmic reticulum membrane. Gene Ontology annotation, biological process: protein N-linked glycosylation. The record is from RefSeq and is a predicted model, not a curated record. Lineage: Eukaryota; Viridiplantae; Chlorophyta; Mamiellophyceae; Mamiellales; Mamiellaceae. The transcript has a single exon. The coding region runs from base 1 to 1791 and encodes 596 amino acids.
AUGUCGGACCGCCGCGCGCAUAUCGGGGGUAUCGGUUCCGGCGAACCCCCAUCGCGAUGGACGAAAAACCUCCCGAACGCGCCCACCGUCCGAGCACUCGUCCUCGUCACCGCGCUGAAAGUGCUGUUGGUGCCCUGCUAUCGCAGCACCGACUUCGAGGUGCAUCGCAACUGGCUCGCGGUGACGCACUCCCUGCCACCCGCUCGAUGGUACACGGAGAACACAUCGCAGUGGACCCUGGACUAUCCCCCUCUGUUCGCGUGGUUCGAGCGCGCGCUCGCGUCCGUCGCCGCGUUCGUCGAUCCCGGAAUGUUAACCAUCAGGUCCGACCCCUACGAGUCGUUCGCCACGGUGGUGUUCCAGCGGUGCACGGUGAUGGCCGCGGACGUGGUGCUGUUCAUCGGGGUACUGUGGCAGACGUCUCCAUCGCUGCUGGGCUCGUCGUCGCGGUCGGGAGUCACGUCGCGCGCGCUCGCGCUGACGCUGGUGGCGUUCUCGCCGGGUCUGCUCAUGGUGGACCACGUUCACUUCCAGUACAACGGCAUGGUCAUCGGCCUGCACGUCUGCGCCCUGACCGCCGCGCACGCCCAACGUCCGGUGCUGGCGGCGGUACUGUUCUCCGUGCUGGUCCACACGAAGCACAUCUUCGCGUUCGCGGCGCCGGCGAUGGCCGCGCAUCUCCUCGCGCACCACGCGUGGGCCGAGUGGCGAUGGAUCGGGUCCAUCGAUCGCGUCGGGGCUUCGCGUCGCGUCUUCGCCUUCGCGGCGUCCGCUAUCGCGGUGACGGCGGUGUCGUUCUACCCGAUAUGGCGCGCGGGGGCGAUGCAGGCCAUGCUCGCGCGGUUGUUUCCCUUCGGCAGAGGUUUAUCCCACGCGUACUGGGCGCCAAACUUUUGGGCAAUUUACAAUUUCGCCGACAAGUGCGCGCUGGUCGCGGCGAGGCGCGUCGGCCUCGGGGGAUACUUUCCCGCGCCCGUCGGGUACAUGGCGGGGGGAAUGGCCGGUCACGGCGGGACGGGCGCACAGACGCACGCGGUGCUUCCCACCGUCACCCCGGCAAUCGCGCUCGCGGUCGUGGCCGUCUCGAUGGCCCCCGGCGUCGUUGAACACUCGCGGACGUUAUGGCCGCGGGACAGGUCCACGUCGUUGGCGCAGCUGCGCCGGGGCUGGCAGCUUCAGCGCCACGUUCACCUGCUACGACUCACGGCGCACGUCACCCUGUGCGCCUUCAUGUUCGGUUGGCACGUGCACGAGAAGGCGUCGCUGAUGGUGACUGUCCCAUUGGCGCUCGCCCUCGCGCUGGACAACGCUAACCUCGCCGGGGAGGAAGGACGGCGACGGUUCGUCUUCCACGCGAGCGAGUACGUCUUCGUCGCCACCGUGGCGACGUACGCGGUGUCCCCACUGCUGUUUCAGCCCAGGGAGUGGCCGAUCAAGGCGCUGGUGCAGGUCAUCGGCGUCGUCGUGACCAGGGGGACGCUGCGCGUCGCGGCGUCAAAGUGCGGGCAAAAAGGCGGAAAAGGCGUCGAGCCCGUCGUCCUCCUCGGUCGACUCCAGUGGGCGUACUUGGUGCUCGGUCUGCCCGCGCUCGAGUGGUACGUCACGUGGGGACACGCGUGGGUGUUCGGCGCCGGGCGGAUGGAGUUUCUGCCCCUGAUGCUGACGUCGACGUACUGCGCCGCGGGGAUCUCGUUCGCGUACUUUGUUCAGGCCGCGGGGUACUUUGGGAUGGACGUCUCAAACGCGUAUACACAUCCGUGCAUCACCACGCGUCAGGGAGCCAGGCGUUGA